This is a messenger RNA of Siniperca chuatsi (mandarin fish), 3672 nucleotides long. RefSeq lists its product as uncharacterized. The transcript has 6 exons. Lineage: Eukaryota; Metazoa; Chordata; Actinopteri; Centrarchiformes; Sinipercidae. Bases 187 to 972 code for a protein of 261 amino acids. The record is from RefSeq and is a predicted model, not a curated record.
AGAGGAAGCGAAAAUGCUCUAUUUCCGCUGCAGCAGCGAGAACGGGCACGUCAAAAAAGAAAGGAAAAUGUGGACAGUAAGGACAAACUGAGGCCAGAGAAGGAACGUCGAACUACGCAUAUCGUCUCCGUUGGGCUCGGUUGUCAGCAGCUCGGCUAGCCAGCUGAAUUAGCUAGCUUGCUAGAGAUGGGGACGAGAGCAAGCCGCCUACAGGAAGACCCGGUUCCCUCCGCUUUCGGAAAAGAUGGCACAAAGCGGGAUUCCUGUCGGCGACCCCGCUGUACCAGGCCCACCAGUCUUAUGGUCGACUUCUCUGGGAGCUUCGAGGACACCGAGGCCAACCGGAGCCGAUCAGAGGAGGGCAGCGACUCGGACCUGGGGCAGCACGGGGCGAGUGCCGACGGUAGCCCCGCUGACAACCACAGCAUCCCCUCCAGCAUUAGCCAAGCGUCACCUGCGGACGACAACAGCAGCGAAGGGAAACCCGAAGAAGACGGGGAUAUAAGCCCGGAGCCUCCCGUCGUAGCGGAACAUCAGCAAGGAGAGGAGACAGGCCGCACGCCCCACCGCACUUUUUCCGAGCGGCUUCCCGGGAAUCGACACUCUUCCACCCGCAGCGUCGGCGCAAGGUCCGCCCGGGUCCGAGGCACACACCAGCGGCCGGUGUCAGAGGCUUGGGUCGGCCUUUACCGUGUUAACAACCGCCAUGGCAAUAUCCGCUGUCCUUUCUGCUCGAAGCCUUUCCCAGGGGGUCGGAUCGAGGAUCACCUGUUGAGUUGCCUCACGUCUCCUCCCCUACCUUACAAUACGGAUGUGCUCAGUAAAGACAGCGGAGAGUGUUCCAUCUGUUUGGAGGAUCUGCUACAGGGAGAGACCAUCGCCAGGCUGGCUUGCCUCUGCGUCUACCAUAAGAGCUGCAUUGAUUCCUGGUCCAAGGUGAAACCCUGCUGCCCCGAACAUCCCUUUGAUUGACUCGCGGAUCACAUGUAUUCUGCACAGUGACCAACCCGACUCAGGAGACAACACUGAAUCCCAAUAAAAUCGGUAAUUGAACAAAUAAAAGCCAACUGUCCUUCUCAGACGCAAACCUAUUUUUGACUGGAGAACAGACGAUCCUAAGAGAAAGCUCCACUUAGCAACACCCGGCGCUCUCCGCUUGGAUCAGUCUAUUUGAACUUGUUCUAGGACAUUUCAAGCCAACGGUAAAAACAGCCGCUCCAUCUAAUAUCUGAUCGAGACCCGUGUUGGAGUAGAAGUGGAGGAGGUUCCCUUUCUAUGUAACGGACUUGGCUUGAAUCCGCGGAACAAAAAAAAAAUCUCAAAUAAACAUUAUCAUCCCAGAACGAUGGAACUUUCCUCAUAAAGAUCUUGAACUUGGGGAGGAACAAAGAAAAGUUGUUUUAACUGUGACUCUGGAUCCUCUCCUGUGUAAUUCUUCUCCCUCCUAAUGGGAUUGGUCAUUUUUAUCAAGUAUUUUGCAGAAAGAGUAUUGUUCCAUGUCAUACAUUGAAUGAAUGUUUUCUUUCCUCGGCUAACCCCAAAUGAACCAACCUCACACUGAAAGCGUGAACUGUUACCACAUAAACAUUGCUUUAUUUUGAACAAGCUGGAAGUUGAGGGCUUGUUUUUGGUGAAUGGGGGCUGCCGUUAGUAGGUGUUUUCUUUUUUCUAUUACCUGUAAACAUUUCAGUGGGAAUUUUGGGGGCUAAUUGUUUUUCUGAGUAGGUCAGUUUUCUUGUAGGUGGUUAGUUAGCUCUGAGUUUAAUGUGCUGCUACUUGCUGAGUGUUUAGGAGGGUUGUAGGUAUUUCAUAGGGCCAUAGUAGCACUGGUGUACGCACCAAUUCGAGCACUUUUGUCCUUCAAGGCUGUUUUUUUUUCUUUUUUUUUCUCUUUUGUUUUUUGGGUCACAUAAGGUGUGUGUGUGUGUGUGUGUGUGUGUGUGUGUGUGUGUGUGUGUGUGUGUUCAGAUGAUGACCAGGGACAGGAAAUGUCCUGAGCAUGACUGUGUGUAAGUGUGUGGCUUUGUGUGUGCGUGUGUGUGUUUACUGUAAAUUGCCCAGAAGUCUGCUUGGUCAAGCGGGUUACCCUUUUCAUUUUUAAUGCUAGCAAAGCAUGCUAGCUGGCAAACAUCCUCUUACAUGUGGCAUUGGUACGCAACAUGGCGGCUCAUGUGGUCCCGUUGUACUUUGAAUGCGGUUUGGGAUUUUUUUUUUUCCCACUGCCCCCCUCCUCCCUCUUCAUUCUCAAACACUCUCUGGGGUGUAGUCCGGAUUUUUUUACCAGACCCCAAGCGACAGUUUUGCCAUCUGGUUACAUGCCAGAUCGAGGAGGGGUAAAGGGACGGCAUGUUUACACCAUGUGGCAUCUGCCUCUCUUUCCAACACUGGAGGCUAUGUAUAGCUGAUGGUUAAUUAUUACAUAACUAGCCCCCACCCCACCCCUUUCCUUUUUUUUUUUUUUUUUUUUUUUAGGAUUUUAUAUAUUAUAUCAUCACAUUAUGAUCAUGAUUAUUGCUAAAUGUGUUAAAUGGCUUUCCUUUGCCUUUUUGUGUGUGUGUUGAUUGCCUUUGCCUGGUGAAGGGGUUGUUGUGCAAGCAGGUAUUUGUGGUGUUUUUAAGGCUGAACUGAGGUGGAAGCCCAACAGUAAGGCUGCUCAGCAGAUGCUGUCUGAUACAGGUUGUACACAGGCCAGGGUAAAGUGGGAAAGAACAAAAACAUGAAUUGAUUUGCUUUUGCUGCCUGCUCAAAAGGCGAGUCUGUUCCAUGUGUUUUAAUCUCUAUGCUAGGUAUGGAUCAGUUUAGAGGUCAGCCCGGUGCACAGGUUUCCUACUGGCUAGUUUGUUCACCCCAGCCUCUUUUUUUUUUUUUUUUUUUUUUUUUUUUUUUCACCCCCUCUCUUUUCUGGUCCCUGUUAUUCUGCAGUCUGAGGUGCUACGAGUUGUUCCGCCACUAGAGAGCAGCUCAGUGCAUGUUUCUCAUUUUUUGUAUUGGGGAAUAGAAAGAUAAUGCCAAAAGUCUGUUUGUGCAUUGGGGGCAUUGUGUGAAAGAGUGCGGAAGACGAGGUGCAUUGAUCAUUAGGUGUUACAUUUGUUGUGGUGAUAAGUUAUGAUGUUGUAUACUUUGGCUGGGAGGGGUGGGUGUGUGUGUGUGUGUGUGUGUUUGGGGGGGUUUGGUGGUGGUUGGGUUGUCGAUAAAGAUAAUAGACAAUCUAAAAACCCCACAUUACUCUCAUUUUCUUUCUGCCCCCCUCUAAGCUGUGUGGUGCAAUACCUCAAUUUUUACCAAUGCUAACCAAUGUUAAUACACUCUGUGUAAACUAGCUCCUCUCCAACCAAGGGUGGUAUUUUGUAGAAAUGUCCCUAAAUCCUCAGUUUUGAAUCGCAGGGCACUGAUCCCCUGUCUGCCCUGUGCUUUGAGGCAGAUGUAUUAGAUGAAAAUGUUUUUCAAAGAGUCACCACAGCGGUAUCUGCAUCCCCAAGAUAUGGACAAUCUGCCUUUUACUCUGGUAAAAAAACAAAUUGAAUUUUAUUUAUUAAAUUGUAAAUAUGUAAUGAAAUUCAAGAAAAUGGCUUGGUCUUUGUCUGUUCAGUAUACUGUUUCUAAGCUCCAAUCUUUUGUAUGUCUCAGAAAUUGUUUUUAUAUGUAUUUUUUACAAUAAAUAUGUGUGAGAGA